This is a messenger RNA of Nothobranchius furzeri (turquoise killifish), 2875 nucleotides long. The record is from RefSeq and is a predicted model, not a curated record. Lineage: Eukaryota; Metazoa; Chordata; Actinopteri; Cyprinodontiformes; Nothobranchiidae.
CACUGCGUUGCUGCUGCUUUCCUUUUAUUCUAGUCACACUGGACUUACUGAAAAGAUUAUUAUUAUUAUUAUUAUUAUUGUUGUUGUUGUUGUUGUUGUUUUGUUAGUUUGCUUAUUUUUUUAAAUCUUCUUUCAUGCUUAAUGCGUAAAAUUGGUGUAUGGUAAUAAUAAGACAAAGCUCAAAAUAGAAAUAUUCACAGGGUAAAUAUAUUUUAUUUAUUGUAAUAUUUUGAAUAUUUUCUAGUUAAAAUGCCAACAUUUAAAGUUACUGUGAAAAUAAAUGCAUAACUUCCACAGGCGCUGAUUUGUAUUUUCAACUGAGUUAUGACCAGAGCGCAGAAAAUGAAAUAUAUUUCAGGACCAGGGACAGUUCCACUGAAGACCACAGAGGCUCACUGCUGCCAUCUGCUGCUCAUUGUGUGUAUUGCAGUAACUGCAGUUGAGCUUUAGGCUUUUUUAUUUUUAUUUUUAUUUUAUUUAUUUAUUUUGUGGAGCGGCUGACCUCCCAGUGGAGAUGGAGGUAGCGGUCAGAGAGAUAGUGAAAAUUUAAUGUCCGUUUAAAUUAGUUGUUUGGAGUCUAGUCAAAGCAUUCGUGCAUUCAUGCUGCAACUGCACUUAAUAUGUCAUUUUUUUUUACCAAGAAAAAUUAUUUCCUCACAUUGUAACCAAUAAGGAGAUUUUAAUGUGAAUGCACCAAUGUAAAGCUAAUUAAUCAUAAACAAUAUGUCAAUGAUAGGCCAGAGAAACAGGAUUUUUAAUAAGAAUGUGCUUAAACUAAUGUUUUCCCCCCUGAUUAUUAACCAGUGUGAGAAAAAAAGAGCUGACUUUUCAUUGGAAUCUGGAAAACCCAUUGCGCUGGCUUUUUCCACCUCAUUUUUGUGAGUUCAGAGUGAAUGUUCUAUAGGAUGCACAGAACAAUAGCAUGGCUGUGAAUGGGGCACCUAUUGUAAUGGGGCCUGCAAUGGGGACUUUUUUAACAGUGUGGAAUGCCCCAGGGGACUCACAUGGACAGGAACAGGACAGGACAGACCAGAGAGCGGCAUCAUUCAUCCCCUUUGAACUGGAAAAGUCCCUCCAGCUCUCCAAAAAGGGAGCUUGAAUCUACCCUUUCAAAGGAACUGGGACUAAGAAGGAAGACCGUGGGAUGGAUAGAAGGGAUGAAAUCAGUUUGUUUGGUUGAAUUAGAUGUGAUUGGCUGGAGACUGAGAGGCUUUAAUGUUCUAUCAUGAGUUCCCACAUGGGAGCUUCUGUUUUAGCUGGCUCAAACCAAACUGGAGGAGGUGGGAACGAGGAAGAGGGUGAGGAAAAUAGCAGCGUGUGUGUGAAGGCAGUGAGACCUCGACUGAGGAGCGCCGACCUGGCUGGAGAAGGAAGGACGAGCAAUGUGGAGCAGCUGGUGAGACCUACUCUGCACGGAAAAGGACGAUGGAGAGAAGAAAGUCGAGAAACAGAAGAAGAAAGCUUCAAACUUGAACUCUCUGGUGGCAACGAGACGGCUCGACAAAGGCAACGAAAGGUGGAAAAAUCACUUGGAGAUGGCAGCAGUAGAGUUGACAGUAUUGUGGAAGUUAGAGAAACAUCAAACAGCACUGAGAGGAGACCAACCUGGCCUAAACCCCAGGGCAUUGCCUUCACUCAGACGUCCCAUUUAAACUCCCAGUUCUCCAGAAAUGCCAUUAAAACCAGAUCUACAGCCCAGCCAAGGCCACUGGUAGGAGACCUGCACCCACAAUCCAGAGAUUCAGAUUCAUUCUGGACAGAGGUGAGAAUUGGAGCAGCAUCUGAGAGCUCAUCACAAAACAGUUCAGGUCAAACACACAUCCCACCUGUCUCCGAGGCUGAGCAGGAGGUAGACGAGGCCGAGGACAACGUGGUUGAUGAUGAAGAGGAAGGAAGCGGUGGGACAGAGGUGACAAACCAGACCGUGAUCUCGGCUGAGGUGUCGCCUUGUUUUCCCUCUGAGGAGAGAAGGGUGAGCAGGAGGGAGAGGAGCAGGAUGAAGAGUCUGAGAAGGAGGCAGAGGAGGAGAGAAAGAUGGAGACAAAGUCAACAGCUGGAAAGCCGACAGAGUUCAGCAGGAAACCCGAGCACCACCACCAGCUGCAGCAGCAGUGAGGACGAUGAGGCCAUGAACGCAAGAGGCAGAGAAGGUUUCAUCUGCGCUGUGUGUCUGGACGUGUACUUCAGUCCCUACAUGUGUCAUCCCUGCAGCCACAUCUUCUGUGAACCCUGUUUGAGGACACUCGCCAAGAACAGCCCCGCUAGCACCCCCUGCCCGCUCUGCAGAACCGUCAUCACACACGUCUUCUUCCAAAAGGUUUGUGUCUUGUUCUCUUUCCCAGAGCUGAACCAAACAGUAAAGACAUUUUUCCCAAAGGAAUUCCUUUCACGGAAGCAGAGCUUUCAGAAAGCGUCUUGUGCGAAGUGGCCUCUCCCAAGCUGCAGGAAGCUCUUGCGCAUCUUUGGAGCAGGCUUCCAGAGACCGUUUAGCUCAGGUCCGAGGCGCCAGUUCCCCCAUGAAGGAGGCUACCACCUGGACGCCAUGGACUUUGAGGACGCCUCUAGAGGCUGGCGUUUUGACAUGGACAUGGUCAUCAUCUACAUCUACUCUGCCAACUGGAUCAUUGGCUUCUUUAUUUUCUGUUUUCUUUGCUACAUUUUCUUCCCCUCUCUCUAAUUUCCUGGAAGCUGUAAUAGUUCAGCGCUGAAACAGUUGAGGUUAAAGUUUAAAGAUGACUCAUGGAGAAAAAGUCAAACAUGAGCUUACUGAAGACCCAAUGAGGCAAUUUCCUGCAGGUGAGAUGGUGUGAUGGAGGGAAAACAACCGUGUGCCAGCUUGUUCGUUCUCAAUAAAACAGAGAAAUUGUGGACAUUU